Molecule: messenger RNA, 729 nt
Organism: Vicia villosa (hairy vetch)
Lineage: Eukaryota; Viridiplantae; Streptophyta; Magnoliopsida; Fabales; Fabaceae
Exons: 5
Coding region: 76-729 (217 amino acids)
Source: RefSeq, a predicted model, not a curated record
CCCACUGGUCCUCCGAAGCCAGCGGGAAAAAAAGGCGGUGCUUUUGUGCCUCGGUACCGGUCGACGCUCGCAACAAUGGUUGAUAUGUCCGAUUUGAAGGACGGUGCUUUACGUGAAAUCGUUAUGGAUGAGAGUGUCUUCGGUAUUGAAUUCAAGUCACUUAUUGAACUUGAUGACUUGGAGGAGAUUUUUAAGCAUGAUCAACUAGGCGUCAAUAACAUGCACUCAUACAUCCGGUUGUUGUAUGACAGAGUGUUGCGCGGGACUCCGUUGUCUAACAGAUUCCGUUUCGUGUCUUCCGCCCACUGCAGCGGAAUGGCAAUUGCUUCGGAACGGGAAUCAGUUAGACAGCGAUUAGUCGAUAGAUUCAUGUCCACCGGCAACACAGAAUGUCUGCAUCUUUGGGCGUAUAAUACCCGACCAGUAGGAGCACACUGGUUGCUGCUUGCUAUCAACCCUAUAAGGGAAGUCGUGUAUUAUCUGAAUUCGGUAAACGGUGAAUGGACCAAUUAUCAGGCCAUGAAGGACAUCGUUGAUUUAUCAAUACAAGUGUUCCGAAGUCAACGGGACGCACAGGUAUCCCGAACUAAAUCUAGCAACAUUACUUGGAUCCAAAGUUUGAGAAAAUGGAUUGGGCCAGAGAACUCUUUGCACUGGGCUGGGUUAUUACCAGUCACUGUUACAUGGAGUAAUAUAGUAUCGGUCGGGUUUGGGGUUCAAAUGGCCUAA